AUGAACUUAAGCGUAAAAAUGCUUAACCUUAUUUUACUUUUAAUUUUCAUCAUUUUUGUUACUCCAUCUUAUUCUAAUAAUGAUAAAUUAUUCGGCCUUGUUGAGUGCCCUGGCACCUUUCAAAUUAAAAUUACUCACUUUUCUUUUAGUCCAAAUCCAAUUAUUAAAAACCAUUCCAUAGAAUUUGAAAUUGGUGGAAUUUCUACAAUUACUAUAGAAAAUGGUACCCAUUAUAGCUCCAUGACAUUUUGGAAAGAUGAGCCUAUGGGUUUUACUGUACAAGAUUUCUGUAAAGAAUGGAUUGAACCAAGCGGUGGCCGGUGUCCUGUUGCACCUGGAGAAUUUUAUUAUAAAGGCCGUUUUUUUGAAACUGUAGUACAAGAUGAAUAUGAUCCUAAAAAUGUGACUCUAACUAAAUUUGCGAGAAACAUUAGUAUUGAAACUAUUGCUAAUUUAUCUCCUACAGGAUAA
Messenger RNA from Dentiscutata erythropus, 471 nucleotides. NCBI's taxonomy places the organism in Eukaryota, Fungi, Glomeromycota, Glomeromycetes, Diversisporales, Gigasporaceae. The record is from the annotation of a GenBank genome assembly.